Molecule: messenger RNA, 1139 nt
Organism: Pseudoliparis swirei
Lineage: Eukaryota; Metazoa; Chordata; Actinopteri; Perciformes; Liparidae
Product: erythroblast NAD(P)(+)--arginine ADP-ribosyltransferase-like
Exons: 3
Coding region: 53-889 (278 amino acids)
Molecular function (GO): NAD+-protein-arginine ADP-ribosyltransferase activity; NAD+ poly-ADP-ribosyltransferase activity
Source: RefSeq, a predicted model, not a curated record
GGUGCUGAACUUAUUCUUCUCGAAAAAGACUGCUGCUCAUCUACCUGCAGUGAUGAAAGGCAUCGUGCAGAUGUUUGCUCCAAUCUGUUUGCUGCUCUGCUGGAUGCUGCCUGUCUGCUCCAAGGAGAUCAGGUCUCUCGUCAGACGACCCGAGGCGGAUCAGAUGAGCAUGGCGCACGACGCUGUUGACGACAUGUACUUCAACUGCAAUGAAACAAUGGCAAAAAGAAUCAAGGACAAAUACUUUAAAAAAGAGAACACGGGAAAAUUUGCGAAAGCCUGGAAAACAGCAAAACAGUGUGUCAAUGCGAGACUCAAACUAAAACAAAAAGGGGAUGAGGCUCUAACUCGAGAUCACAUUCAAGCAAUCUGUGUUUAUACAGGUCAGUUUUCUGAGACGUUGAAUAAUCACAUUAAGAAGGGUAGGAGCACAUAUAGAACUUCUUUCCCCUAUCACUCCUUACAUUUCUGGCUGACAUCCGCUGUACAGAUCCUCAGCAAUACAAACUGUCACACUUCUUACCGCAGAACCGAUCGUGCAUUAAGAGGCAGUGUCAACCAGAUAAUGCGAUUUGGUUCCUUUGCCUCCAGCUCUAAAAAGAAAACACUGGAACAAUUUGGUAAGAAGACGUGCUUUAAAAUUCAAACCUGUUACGGGGCUUUUUUGAAACAUUCUUCCUCUCUUGGAAAGGCAGAGAUGGAGGUGCUUAUCCCUCCUUAUGAGAAGUUCAAGAUAGUUAAGGAAACGAGGGGUCUAGAGGUCAAAGGUCUGGAAGACUGUGAGGUUGUCUAUACCCUGGAGAGCGCAGGCAUUGAGAGCAAUCUAAACUGCAACGCCGCCUAUGAGAGCGAUGGUUCUUCAACUGGUGGAGCGAAGGAAACCUUUUAGUCUUUUCAUGCAAACUUCAUUUCAUGCUUCUUCAAUCCAAGCUCGUUACCACACAUGUAUGUAAUUUACUUAACCAUUGGUUGUUGUUGUUGUUGUUGUUUUUUUACAUCCAAAAUGCUGUACAACAAAAUAAUGAACAACUCUCACCAAUUCAUCUGUGCCAUUAUUUGCGUCUCUAUGUAUUACAAAUAUUAUUGUGUGGACAUUUUCUUUAUGAUAUCAAUAAAAUGUGUCGCCAAGCCAAAAUGUG